Molecule: messenger RNA, 2232 nt
Organism: Colletes gigas
Lineage: Eukaryota; Metazoa; Arthropoda; Insecta; Hymenoptera; Colletidae
Gene: mRpL18
Product: 39S ribosomal protein L18, mitochondrial
Exons: 3
Coding region: 586-1116 (176 amino acids)
Biological process (GO): translation
Cellular component (GO): mitochondrion; ribosome
Molecular function (GO): structural constituent of ribosome; 5S rRNA binding
Source: RefSeq, a predicted model, not a curated record
UUUAUAACUUAUUAUACAUAAUACUUAAAAAAAUUAAAUAAACUAAGAAUGUGUACAAAUGUAUACAACUUGUUUAUAAAUUUCGAAUGGCACAUGGCGAAUUAUCGUUUCCGCCAUAUUGGAUUCCCCCCACCAGCGAACACCAUCUCUACCAGAGUGUUUAAAUAGUCGCCAUUUGCUGAUCGAAGUUUGAAUUGAACCAAUUUGAUUUCCGAUAUGAUCUAAGAAUAUAUCGAUAUUUCCUAUUGAGUAUUUUUGUACUAAAUUAACUGAAUGUGAUCAGUAUCGGUAUAAAUCCUAUCGCUAAUCCAGAUUAUAAGUCGACGAGUGUGUUUCGAGAACAAGAAAAAAAAACUUAUGUCCGCCAUCUUUCUCGAUUUCGUGUUAAACAGAGACGCCAUUUUCCUAAUGGCGCCGGUCUAUCGUCUAACGUUUACGGUGUCCAUUUAAGAAGUUUUAGAUUAAAAUUUUUGGGAAAUGUGUCUAUGUACAUAGAAGUUUUGUUUGAAUACGUGAUAAAUGAAAUAAUCGAAACAAAACGUCUAAAAAACUUACAUUUUUUAUUUACAUAAAUAAAAGUUUGAAAUGUUUCUGAGAACUCGUGUUAGUAAUUUAUUCAUUAAGAGGCAAGUGCACGGAAAUAAAGAGAUAAUAGAAAAUUGCAAAGAAAUUAGAAACCGUAAUCCAAGAAAUUUAGAACGUUUAAGGAUUGCAUGGAAACCUAUUGGUUAUACUUUGGAGAAACCUGGAUUUGCGUUUUGGCACAAAUUGAACGUGCAUACUUCUCAGCGUUAUGUUUCCGCGGAAAUAGAACAUUAUAAGAACGGUCCUGUUAUUAUAGUAUCGAGCCAAGAACUGGGUAUAAAAUCACAAUUAUACAGAACAAAAGAUGUGUCGACAUACGUAUGUGUAGGGCGUGUACUUGCGCAACGUUGUUUGGAAUGCGGAAUAACUGAGAUUUAUGUUCCCGAGUACUCUAUAACUUCAACUAAAAUGAAACUUUUGAUCGAGGAAUUAGAAAAGAAUGAAAUUUGUUUGCAAGAACCAAAGAGAUACAAUCAUUGGAAUAAAUCAUAUUUCCACCGUGAAGAUAAACCUUGGGAAUCUUUCGAGUAGUUGUAUAUAUAAUGUGUAAAAUAUAAAAGACCAAACGUGAGUUAUAAAAUUUGUUCGUAUAUAUUAUUUUUAAUGGUAAUCAACACACUUGAUACUAUACAAUAUAUGGGUUAGCAUAAAUGUAUUUUGAAGUACCGAAGGUAGAUAGUUUAAAGGCAUUUUGACAUAGAAAAUGCAUCCUAAUGGAUUAGCACAGAACAAUAACAAGGAUUUUGAAAUUGCAUAGCUAUUAAUUGUCAGCUGAUACUCUUUUAAAAAGGUAAGAGUGUAAGAGGAUGGAAAAUUACAUUUUGUAUCGCUAAGAGUAGUGUUUUCUAAUAAAAGAAUUGAAAAAUAAUAGUGCACAUACUCUGGAAUGCAAAAAUUUCUCUUAUAACAGUUAAAAUAUAUUAUUAAUUAUAUGGGAUUACGAAAAAAUGAUUUCCACUUUAGCUGCAAUUUGUUUUAUUAUUUAAACUUUUUAAACUUGAAGUAUGUAAGUUUGUACACCAUACACUACACAAGGAUAGCAAUAAAUAAUCAUAUCGAUAUUAAAUAAACAUCUAACCUAUGGCAAAUACAGUAAAGUUACAAUGUAUCAAAACAUUAAAUAUACCUGUGCAGAAUUCAUUAUCACUACACCUUACAAUACACUUAUUUUAUACUAAUAAAAAGUAGUUUUCAAUAAAGAUAAUACUGUAUUUGUAAUUGCAUUACAAUUCUGAGUAAUAGAUCAUAUUGAUAUAGUUUUAAAAAGUCAUAGAAUGUUCCGUUCGAUCUUGUUAAAUGUAUGAAAUCACAGAUCAUUUGUCAAUAUUGGUUCCAUCGAGAUACAAACAAUUAUAUUAAUUAUACAACUAAUUGAGCAUAAUGUAAAUUUUUGUGUACAUAUUUUGUAUAGGCCGCUUAACACGUCGAUUAAUACAUUUAUAAAUUAAUUAGUAAACUCAUGUUUUUAAAACACAUUUAUGUGAGAAUUGGAGAAGGUUGAAAGAAACGAUUUUCUUUUUCUAUAUUGACUUUUUGUAGAUUCAACGCUACAUUUGAUCGUAUUGAAUGAUGUUAACAUACACGAAGUACCUUGUUUCAAUAAGCAUAAUUUAGUACCAAGUACUUCAUUAAUACUAUUCGACUUUA